Molecule: messenger RNA, 2624 nt
Organism: Nicrophorus vespilloides
Lineage: Eukaryota; Metazoa; Arthropoda; Insecta; Coleoptera; Silphidae
Gene: CRMP
Product: dihydropyrimidinase
Exons: 7
Coding region: 251-1975 (574 amino acids)
Biological process (GO): pyrimidine nucleobase catabolic process
Cellular component (GO): cytoplasm; cytosol
Molecular function (GO): dihydropyrimidinase activity
Source: RefSeq, a predicted model, not a curated record
CUCUAUCGGGAAGCUAGGCAACUUUCGCCCGUCAUUUAACGCCCUACUGUGUAGCCGGCUCGAACCACUACCAUCCUCCAUCCUCCUCUUCACUUCCGUAUUAUUCCGUAUCGAAGCUCGGAGCGCGAAACGCACUCGUAACGGUAGGAACAACGAUCAGUUAUCAGAUCCUUGCUGAUUCUACACCAGUCGUCAGACGGACCACAGUUUUUCAAUCGAAUCAACCAGAAGGACAUAUUUGGAAAGAAGGAUGAGCACUCCAGUCAAGAAAGUUCCCAUUCAUUUGCAGAGCGCCCAAAAUCGGCUGCUCAUUAAGAAUGGCAAGACCGUGAACGAGAACGAAAUCGUCGAACAAGACGUUUACGUUGAGGAUGGUAUCAUCAAGCAGCUAGGCCGUAAUCUGCUUAUCCCAGGCGGCACGAGGGUGAUCGAUGCCCGGGGUAAAUAUGUCAUUCCCGGAGGUAUUGACCCCCACACCCAUAUGCAGUUCGAGUUCAUGGGUACAACCUCCGUCGAUGAUUUCUACCAAGGAACAAAGGCCGCCGUAGCCGGUGGCACCACCAUGAUCAUUGACUUCGUUGUACCGAAGCAAGGGGAAUCGAUCCUCGACAGCUACUACGCCUGGAGGCAGAAGGCUGAUGACAAAGUGUGCUGUGACUACGGUUUGCAUGUGGCUUUGACUAGUUGGAAUGACAAAGUUAAGGGAGAGAUGAAGACCCUGUGCGAGAAGCACGGCGUCAAUUCAUUCAAGAUGUUUAUGGCUUACGACUUCUACUUGAAGGAUGACGAGCUGUACGGCGCUUUCCAACGCUGCAGGGAGUUGGGUGCUUUGGCUCAGGUUCACGCCGAGAACGGUCUGAUCAUCAAGAAGAACGUUGAGAAGUUGAAGGCCUUCGGAGUGACCGGUCCUGAAGGGCACGAAAUGUCGAGACCCGAAUGCAUCGAGGCUGAGGCUGUAAACAGGGCUUGCGUUAUCUCCAAACAAGUAGAUUGUCCAUUGUAUGUAGUGCAUGUAAUGAGCAAAUCCGCAACUGAAACUCUUAAAGAAAAUAGGGAUAAUGGCACUUGGGUGUAUGGAGAAACAUUGGCCGCUGCUUUAGGUACCGAUGGUUCUAAUUACAAGCACUCCUGUUGGCAUCACUCUGCCGGCCACAUUCUUAGCCCACCCUUAAGACCCGAUACCACAACACCAAAAUGUUUAAUGGAAUAUUUGGCACAGGAUGUCUUGCAGCUGACCGGAAGCGACCACUGCACAUUCACCAGGGAACAGAAAGAGAUGGGUAAAGGUGAUUUCUCGAAGAUCCCUAACGGCGUGAACGGCGUAGAGGAUCGUAUGUCUGUUAUCUGGGAGAAGGGUGUCCAUAGUGGUAUAAUUGACCCAUGCAGAUACGUCGCAAUUACAAGCACCAAUGCUGCGAAACUCUUCAACGUAUACCCCAGGAAGGGUUGUAUCGCCGUCGGUUCCGAUGCCGACAUCGUCGUUUGGAACCCUAGCAAGACCAGGGUCAUCUCGUCAAAGACCCACAACAUCGCCAUCGAUUUUAACAUCUUCGAGGGUAUGGAGUGCCACGGUGUUCCCGAAUACGUCAUCGUGAAUGGCCGCGUUUGCGUAGACGAGGAACAACUCCGUGCCGUCCAAGGGCAUGGCAAGUUUGUCGAAACUCCAUGUUGGGCGCCAUUCAUCUACGCCCCAGAGAAGAUGGACGAGCUCACCGCUCCUAAGAACAACGGCGCUCUCAACGAAAUCGAACUCACCAACAAAUUGGCCAAGAUUGAACUUGAGCCAAAGUUGUGCAUAACACCAACUCUGCCGGAUUCAGCGAUAAGUACUCCGUCUUGCAGAGGACCAAGACCUGAAGGUCAACGCAAUAUUCAAGAUUCGACCUUCUCCAUUAGCGAGGAACUCGACGUCGAGAGAAAGUCAUGCAUUAAGGUCAAGAACCCGCCUGGAGGCAAGUCUUCCGGCUUCUGGUAAACCGGAAAUGGAGGAACGAAUCAAAAAAGAUACGCACUUACUAUAGUGUUCGCUUCAGUUGUGCUUACGCUCUUAUAUUCUCAAGUACCAAAGGUUUAAAUUUAAUCUUCCAACAAAAAAAUAAAUAUUGAAAAAUGAACUUGAAAAAAAAUAAUUCUUUAAUUAAUAAAUCAAUAGGUUUAAAUUUACGACAAUUUUUUUUAUGGACGGAUAUAUAAACUAGCUUAGAAAUGUUUUUGCUUUAACCUUUUUCUAGAUGAAUUGUUUCUGUUAGUUAUGUAAUAUUUAUUUAUUGUUUACUGGGAUGUAAUAGUUUUGGAGAGUUUAUUUAUUAUUAUUAUUAAUGUUGGAUACAUGUUAUGAACUGAACAAAAGGAAUAAUAUUAAUAAUUGAAAUGUACAAACCUAUUCCAAAGAUUAUUAGUUUAUUUUUCGUUCUCGUUUUUGUUUUACCUCCGGCAUACUUACGUUUAUUUUAUAUUCUUUAUUCAUCACUAAUCAUUAGGAAUGGAAAAUGUUUAACUCUACUAGAAUGUCUGUAAUGCUAAUAUUUAUAAAAAAAAAAUCGGACUUUAUUCUAAGAAAGCACCACAUUACUGUACUGUCAUCAUUUUGAAUAUAAAUUUUAAUAAAAACCUUAACUUAUUAA